AUGGCUGUGUCAGCAGCGGCAAUCCACCUGUCACUCAAGUGGCCACACCCUUACUCUUGCAAGUUGAUUGAAGGUAAUGAGGAGAGAGAAGAAGUGAGUGAAUCUGAGGAGAAGAAACCAUACAAGUGUUCACACUGUGGCAAGGGAUUCAGUCGGUCAGGAAUCCUUAAAACACAUGAGAUGAUCCACACUGGAGAGAAACCUUACAAGUGUUCACACUGUGACAAGACAUUCAGUCAGUCAUCACAUCUGAAACUACAUGAGAGGAUCCACACUGGUGAGAAACCGUACACAUGUGAUCAGUGCGGGAAGAGUUUCACAGUAAAAGCAAACCUUACAUCACACAUGAGAAUUCACACUGGAGAGAAACCCUACAAGUGUUCACACUGUGACGAGAGAUUCAGUCGGUCAGGAGACCUGAAAACACAUGAGAGGAUUCACACUGGAGAGAAACCUUAUAAGUGUUCACACUGUGACAAGAGAUUCAGUCAGUCAUCAAAUCUGAAAACACAUGAGAAGAUUCACAUUGGAGAGAAACCUUAUAAGUGUUCACACUGUGACAAGAGAUUCAGUCAGUCAUCAAAUCUGAAAACACAUGAGAAGAUUUACACUGGAGAGAAACCUUAUAAGUGUUCACACUGUGACAAGAGAUUCAGUCAGUCAUCAAACCUGAAAACACAUGAGCGGAUCCACACUGGAAAGAAACCAGAGUUUUAG
This is a messenger RNA of Carassius carassius (crucian carp), 717 nucleotides long. RefSeq names its product zinc finger protein 239-like. The transcript has 3 exons. Gene Ontology annotation, biological process: regulation of transcription by RNA polymerase II. Bases 1 to 717 code for a protein of 238 amino acids. Gene Ontology annotation, molecular function: DNA-binding transcription factor activity; RNA polymerase II cis-regulatory region sequence-specific DNA binding. NCBI's taxonomy places the organism in Eukaryota, Metazoa, Chordata, Actinopteri, Cypriniformes, Cyprinidae. The record is from RefSeq and is a predicted model, not a curated record.